Messenger RNA from Rotaria sp. Silwood1, 660 nucleotides. The record is from the annotation of a GenBank genome assembly. Lineage: Eukaryota; Metazoa; Rotifera; Eurotatoria; Philodinida; Philodinidae.
AUGCGUACAAGUCCUGAUAAAACAUCACCUGAUAUUACUUAUUCUUGGAUUUUUAAUUGCAUCGAUCACUUUAGUAAAUUUUCAUGGGCCUUUCCGUUACGAAAUAAAUCUGCUAAUGAAGUUGCAACAAAAUUACGUGAUUUAUUUUUUACUUUUGGAUCACCACGAAUACUUCAUUGUGAUAAUGGCCGUGAAUUUAUUUCGAAUGUUAUUACAGAAUUAAAAAAUCUGUUUCCAGAUCUAGUUUUUAUUCGAAGAAGACCAAGGCAUCCGCAAAGUCAAGGAUACAUCGAAAGAGCAAAUGGAAUUUUAUGUGAUGCUCUCGCACCAGUUAUUUGUGGUAUUAACACAACAAUGUCUUCUGUAACCAAAACAACAGCAUAUGAAGUGAUGUUUGGACAACAACCUCGUUCCGAUUCUGAUUUUUGGAAGUUAAUUCAACAGAACGAUGUCGAAGAUGAAGAAAACUUACCAACUCCAGUUGCUGAAUUAAAUGAUGAUUUAAAUGAUGAUCAAGGUGAUAGUUUAAUUAAUUUCGACAAAGAUAUUGAUGCUGACCUAGUUGAUCUUGUUAAUAAAUUAUCUAAUGAUGCUGUUUCUUGUUCAUUAUCUAACACACCAUCAACACCCAGAUCGCUAUCAAUUACCGAAAAAACAUAA